Molecule: messenger RNA, 2400 nt
Organism: Nerophis lumbriciformis (worm pipefish)
Lineage: Eukaryota; Metazoa; Chordata; Actinopteri; Syngnathiformes; Syngnathidae
Source: RefSeq, a predicted model, not a curated record
AUGAACUUCCUCCGACGUCGUCUCUCUGACAGCAGCUUUAUGUCAAACCUUCCCAACGGGUACAUGUCAGACCUCCAGAGGCCGGACCCGCCUGCACCUCCUCCCCCAACUGCCUCGUCUCCAUCCCAGCAGGGUCCAGGUGUUUCCCAGGCACCUGCCCAGUCUCCCACCCAAGCCCCAUCCCAAGUGCCGGUCAGCUCCCCUGCUCCACAGGAGCGCCGCCCAUCCCAGGUUCAACAGCAGCCUCAACAGGCCCAGUCAUCUGCCUCAGCCACUUCUUCCUCGGGUGGUUCUUCCGGGUUCUUCAGCUCCUUCAGCUCCAUCACUAACGCAGUCAAGCAGACAGCGGCGUCUGCUGCUGGCUUUGUGGAGCAAUCUGCUCCCUCUCCCUCCCUUUCCAAGAAGUUUAAGAUCCUUCUGGUCAUUGAUGAGCUUCAACAUGAAUGGGCCAAAGUGUUUCGGGGAAAGAAGGUCUUGGGAGAGUAUGACAUCAAAGUGGAGCAGGCAGAGUUCUCGGACAUCAACCUCAUCUCACAUUCAAAUGGUACUUGCACUGUGGACAUGCAGGUCGUCAGAGGCGGUGCUAAAGCAGCCAGAUCUUUUAGGCCAGACUUUGUCUUGGUGCGCCAACAUGCCUUCAGCAUGGCCCAGAACGAAGACUUCCGAAACCUAAUCAUCGGUCUGCAGUAUGCCGGCAUCCCCUCUGUCAACUCGCUGGACUCUAUCUACAAUCUCUGCGACAAACCCUGGGCUUUUUCCCAACUGAUCAAUAAUCAAAAGAGGCUUGGUGCUGAUAAAUUCCCUGUGAUUGAUCAGACGUUCUACCCCAACUACAAGGACAUGAUCACAUCGCCGAACUUCCCUGUCGUGGUGAAGAUCGGACACGCCCACUCCGGAAUGGGAAAGGUCAAAGUGGACAACUUGAGCGACUUUCAGGAUAUUGCAAGCGUGGUGGCCAUCACUCAGACCUACUGCACGACAGAGCCGUUCAUAGACGCCAAGUACGACAUCAGAGUGCAGAAGAUUGGCGCUGACUAUAAGGCGUACAUGCGAACAUCCAUCUCUGGUAAUUGGAAGAGCAACACAGGUUCAGCCAUGUUGGAGCAAGUUGCCAUGACUGACAAGUAUAAGUUGUGGGUCGAUACUUGCUCCGAAAUCUUUGGUGGCCUGGACAUCUGCGCCGUCAAGGCCAUCUGUGGCAAGGACGGCAAUGACUACAUCACCGAGGUGGUGGGCUCAUCUAUGCAGCUGGUCGGCGAUCAUCAAGCGGAGGAUCGCCAGCUCAUAUCCGAGGUGGUACUGGCUAAAAUGAGCCAGGUCCUAGCUGCCAAGAAGUCCUCUAUUUCACGCUCGCCAGCUCGCUCCCCUCAAAGCCAGAAAACGACUGUCUCUGCUGCACCCUCACAGAGUGGUGGUGUUAAAGAGGGAGCGCCAGAUUCAAGCAGAGCCACAGGCCAGCGUCCUCAACUUCAAGGGGCAUCAGUUAAAGCACAGAGUGUGGAGUCAUCAUCAGACACACUCAAGAGAUCUUCCGAGAGUCCAUCAAAGCCCAUUCAGGCCCAGAAACCUGCUUCAAGUCAAGCGCAGAAACCAGCUCAGGCACAAAAGCCAAGCCCAGUCCAAAAAUCUGCCUCAGUUACAAAGCCUCCAGUGCAGAGGCCUCCACCCAUGACAAGAGCUCCGUCUGUCACAAAACCUACUUCAGAUUCUGCUUCCGGCCCAGCUAAACCUCCUCCAUCUUCCCCUGCGGUCUCAGCAGCUCCGGCCUCCCCCGCGGCCUCGGCUGCCGCCUCUCCUCCAGCGUCAGCUCCCACCACAGAGCAGCCCAAGCCCCAACCCCCAGGCUCCCCAGCCCAAGCUCCAGGAAAGCCGAAGGACCUGCCGCCUAAGCCCACCCCACCUGCCAAGCCCAUCCCUCCUGUCCGCAGGAACUCCAAGCCGCAGCUGCAGCCAAAACCCCAAACGCCGCCUCCUCCCAGAGCCUCACCAAAAUCUCAAUCCACACCCCACAACCCGGCGCCUGUCGAGGCCUCGGACACAGCUCCAUCUACCGGCGAGGCGCAAGUCGAGUCUCCGGCCAAAGCCAGUCAAUCCCCGCCUAAUGCGCAGUCUCCAGCCAAGUCUCAGCCUCAAGCUAAGCUCGCUUCUCCGUCCCAGAACCCUGAACCCGAAACUGCCACUGACCCUGCUGAGGGCCAGGAGGACCAGCAAGCGUCCCAGCCAAAAACCCACCCUCUGCUCAAUAAGUCCCAGUCACUGACCAAUGCCUUCAACGCCUUCAGUGAUUCCUCCUUCUUCCGCGGCGUGUCCGGUUCCGGAGGCGGCGACGGCCAAGAUGAGGCCAAGGCCGAGACCAUUCGCAACAUCCGGAAGUCCUUCGCCAGCCUUUUCUCUGACUAG